Molecule: messenger RNA, 1235 nt
Organism: Echinops telfairi (small Madagascar hedgehog)
Lineage: Eukaryota; Metazoa; Chordata; Mammalia; Afrosoricida; Tenrecidae
Gene: MTARC1
Product: mitochondrial amidoxime reducing component 1
Exons: 7
Coding region: 1-1026 (341 amino acids)
Biological process (GO): nitrate metabolic process
Cellular component (GO): mitochondrial inner membrane
Molecular function (GO): nitrate reductase activity; molybdopterin cofactor binding; molybdenum ion binding
Source: RefSeq, a predicted model, not a curated record
AUGGGCGCAGCCGGCUUGUCGGCGCUGACCCGCCUGGGCCUCUCCGCGCCGCGCCUCCCCGCGCAGGCCCGGCCCGGGUGGCUCGGGGUCGCCGCGCUGGGACUGGCCGCCGUGGCGCUGGGGGCCGUGGCCUGGCGCCGAGCGCGACCCAGGCGGCGCCGGCGGCUGCAGCAGGUGGGCACCGUGUCGCAGCUGUGGAUCUACCCGGUCAAGUCGUGCAAGGGGGUGCUGGUGGAUACGGCCGAGUGCACGGCCAUGGGCCUGCGCAGCGGCCACCUGCGGGACAGGUUUUGGCUCGUGAUCAACAAGGAAGGGAACAUGGUGACAGCGCGCCAGGAACCUCGGCUGGUCCUGAUCUCCCUGACCUGUGAUGGGGACUCUCUGACUCUCAGUGCAGCCUUCACGCAGGACCUGCUGCUGCCCCUCAGACCACCCACCACGAAUGCGAUACACACGUGCAGAGUACACGGCCUAGAGAUCGAGGGCAGGGACUGUGGCGACGCGGCGGCCGAGUGGAUAACCAGCUUCCUGAAAACACAGCACUUCCGCCUGGUACACUUCGAGCCCAGCAUGCGGCCACGGAAUCCUCACCAGAUAAAGGACUUGUUCCCGUCCAGUGAGAAGGUUGCUUACCCUGAUGCCAGCCCAUUCUUGAUCCUCUCCGAGGCGUCCUUGGCGGAUCUCAACUCCAGACUGGAGAAGAAAGUUAAAGCGACCAGCUUCAGGCCCAAUAUUGUCAUUUCAGGCUGUGGCGUCUAUGAAGAGGAUUCUUGGAAUGAGCUUCAGGUGGGGGACGUGGAGCUGAAAAGGGUGAUGGCCUGUACUAGGUGCAUUCUAACCACCGUGGACCCUGACACAGGAGUCAUGGACAGCAAGGAGCCGCUGGAGACCCUGAAGAGCUACCGCCUGUGUGACCCUUCUGAAAAAGAGUUAUAUGGGAAAUCACCUCUCUUUGGGCAGUAUUUUGUUCUCGAAAACCCUGGGAUCAUCAAAGUAGGAGACCCGGUGUACCUGCUGGGCCAGUAACGAACACUACAUCUUGGGGAAGCAGAUGCUUUUAGAAAAUGUCCUGAAAGAUGACCACACUGGGCCUUCAGUGCCCCAGGACUGCCCCUCGGCAUUUCCUUCAGAUCUGAGAUUUUGUGUCUCCCCGCUUCCCGUAUCCCAAUGCACACAAUCUUGAUAACCUAGCGACUUCAACAAGUCACCCAAGCAACAAGACAGGAUUCUGAAAA